Molecule: messenger RNA, 2406 nt
Organism: Rhizoctonia solani
Lineage: Eukaryota; Fungi; Basidiomycota; Agaricomycetes; Cantharellales; Ceratobasidiaceae
Product: heterokaryon incompatibility protein Het-C protein
Exons: 20
Coding region: 1-2406 (801 amino acids)
Source: RefSeq, a predicted model, not a curated record
AUGGUCGAUUUACGGCCUGUUAAAGCCACCACAAUCUCAAUCUUUUGGUACACACGACCUCAACCACUCCCCCCAGCAUCGAUCAUGUCCGCCUUUACGCGGUCGCGAUUUCCUUACUUUAUACUCAUAUGCGUGCUUAUACUUAUAUGUUUACCCACUGAGGGUGUAUACGCCUUUGGUGCCGGAAACAUUCCCAGUUACUCCCACAUGGAGGGAAAGGCGUUUCGUCAUGGGGAUAUUGAAGAUACCCUUGCUGAACUUGCUGCGGGAGCGGGGAAAGGGCUCUUGGGCAUAAGGCUCAAGCGGUUGCAGAAGCAGAGCAUAAUCAAUCUGGUUAUGGUCUUGGGCUUCUUGGCCCACGGUUAUGCUACGAACGAAUUCGAGGUGACGGAAGAGCGUUUGGGUGUGUAUCUGCCUGUCGAACACAUAGAUAACCCCAAGGGGUACGGCGAUGGAGAGGAUCCCCGCCAGUACCAUCCCAAACUCAGGGCGGCGAUUGAUCCCCGGGAGCUGGAGGUAGAUUACCGCACGGGCAUGAAGAACUACAUAGGAAAUGAGGAUGGUCCGUGGGACACAUCAAAGGGGCAUAUCCGACGGGUGUUGGAACAAUGCAUUGAGAUGGGACGCAGAGCUCGAAGUAGCGGACGCAAGGAAGAAGAAUAUGAGUCGCUCAGGUUGCUCGGUACAGCGCUGCACACGCUAGAAGACUUCCCCGCUCACUCCAACUUUUGCGAGCUUGCUCUAGUCUCACUUGGUUACAAUGAGGUGUUCGUACACAUGGGUGAUCAGGUCCGAAUCCAGGCACCUAAUGGGCGCAUGGUGGCACCUCUCGUCACCGGCACUUUUGGAGGAAGCGAUUUCAUCCAUAGCUUACUAGGCGAGGCCACCGACCAUAUCAGUGAAGCUUCUGUAUCCGAUUUGACUAAGGAGUUUGACAAAGCUCGUUCGCGCUCUGCAAAUCAGUCUCAGGCUAGCGCAGCUCUUCGAGAGCUGAUCUUCCAACUGCCGGGCGGAGGCGACAAUGAUCUUCGGCGCGACAUGGAGGGCGUUGAGCGUCUGCGGGCCUCUACUCAACCUGGGGUCGCCGGGGGCACUAAGCCACCGGAAGAAAUGAGCCCCCAGGAGUUACAUGCGGUACUCUGGCAGGUUUUAAAGUUCCGUGAUAGUGUUGCAAAGAAGAUAGAGAAGACUAUCGAAAAAAUCCCAGGGUUGGGUGCGUUAAUCGAGAAAAUUACGGAUAACUUGGCCGUUUUCAUCUACACUACACUCGAACCAUUCAUGAAGCCAAUCUUACAGUCGGCGACCACUGCGUUACAAUCAGGCUCAGCAGAAGUCAUCAACUCUCAUGAUCAGUAUGAAGUGUUUAAUGACCCGCACGCGUCCGAUCCAACGCACUCAUUCCUGAGCAAGGAUCACUUCGGACUCAUCCUGAAUGAGCCUGCUGGUAAUCUUGCCAAGAUCAUACUGUCUCAUUCUGUGAAAAUGGUAGUGAAUGCUUGGGACGAUCAUUCUAUCCAUCCUCGGCAAGCCAUCGAGCCGAUUUUGGCCUGCAUGUUCCAUCCUGAUUUCCACGACCCCAAUUCGGCGGUACAACGUGAAAUGAUACAAUAUAUGGGUACAAUAAAAUCACAAAGCAACCCUCAUGAUGUGGCCAGGCGUCUUAGCAGGGAGAGUGUGCGUAAUCAUCAAGCGACACGUCUAAAGGAACAAGGUGCCGACGCUCAUGCUUCGGGGGCUGGAUACACCGCCGGCUUGCAAGCACAGCAGGACCUUGCAAAUUAUUUCAAUAACAUGGGAGCAGGUAGUAUUGGAAACAUCUUCUCAGGACAUGGCUCGCGUGAACUUUCGGGUGAUAAUAUUCCACCAUCAGGCCCUCCAGCUCAUGGGCCACCACCUAUUCAUGUCAACACUUCGGCCAUCCCUGCUACAGGCGAAGCGGGUCAAUAUUACGGGAGCGCAGUAAGCUCCCAUUCCCACCACAGUAGCCACGGGAGCCACCAUCAUACUCCUAGCGGUGGCGUGGGUGGCUUCGGAUUCCCAUCUCCCUCAUUCAACCCUACGCAUACACCCCCUGCGGGUUCGGGGUAUAAUCCAACGUAUGGAAACCCACCACCCCCGUCGUUCCCUGGUGGACCGCCUGCUUUCCCGUCGGCGCCAGGUUUCCCGGCACCAGGUGGGGGAUAUCCGCCGAAUACUGGGUUCCCUCAACCAGGCGGAUUCACUGGGCCCCCGUAUGGCGGGGCUUAUGGCACGCCUCCCGGCCCUCCACCUUUCCCUGGAGGACCACCAGGUGGAGUUUACGGGCAACCACCAUUCCAGCCAAACACUAGUACAUACCCCGGCCAAGGGCAUGGUCACAACCAGGGUGGUUAUAACCCAAAUUACGGGGGAGGCGGAGGAUGGUAG